AUGAUCAAAACCUGCUUGAUACUGUCGUUGCUUAAAAUUUCGAUGCAAUGUACAGUACCUAGCUUCGAAAACAAUAUAAUAAAGGUAAAUGGUGAUAGUAUAAAAAUAAGUGGCUGUAUUUCACCUGACACCAUUCCAUUUGAAGGUACAAUUUCCACGAUAACUGCCAAAAAUCAAGAUAUUAAAAAUUUAAAUUACGGUGCGGUUCAGGGAAUUUCAAGUCCAUUUCGUAUCGACUUUUUCAAUACCAGCAUCGAGAUUAUAAGAGAAGGGGCCUUUUUGGAUCUUCCCCAACUUCAUCGCAUCUUUCUCGUGGGCAAUGAAAUCUUCUGGAUUAGUGAAAACGCAUUUCAAGAUUUGCAGUCGUUAACCGAAGUGUACCUGGACUAUAAUAAGAUCACAGAUGUGUCGCCGCGUGCCUUUAAUAAUCUUCCAGACUUAGUUACAGUAUCUAUUUUCGGAAAUCAAUUGGAACAUUUUGAGCAAGCCUGGUUCUAUAGAACGCCAGCCCUUCAGUUCUUAUCAUUGGGCCAGAAUCGCUUGCGCAAGAUUCCACGAGGUGCCUUUACCAACCUGCCAGCUAUUAGGGAACUGUGGUUUAUUAGAAAUGAAAUAGAGUUCGUGGACAAAGACGCCUUUAAAGGAUUAGGAAAUUUGAUAACUUUGAAUUUAGCUGAGAACAAAUUAAAAAGUUUUGAAUUUAAUUUCGCCAUCCCUGUGAAAUUUAUGAGAGUGAUUAUUGACAAUAAUAACAUAACCUACAUAUCUGAUAAAAUUUUGGACGUAAUACGACCUAAAUUAUCCGUACUUACCAUAGCUGAUAACCCUUUGCAAUGUGCGUGCCUCGAUAAAAUAAUACAAUGGAGUAACGCCUACAACAUAAAUGUUCCACAGAGGGAAUUUCAACAGGCCGGUGCCGUUUGUAUAAUUCCAAAGACAAAACCAAGCCAGUGUCUUGAAAGAAGUGAUGAUGAUUUUCAAAAGGGAUUCUGGGUUAGUUUUGCACGUGAACGUACACCAACCCAAGUUUUUGAUUAUCUCAAUUAACAAUAAAUU
Photinus pyralis (common eastern firefly) is the source of this 1056-nucleotide messenger RNA. RefSeq names its product carboxypeptidase N subunit 2-like. Gene Ontology annotation, molecular function: protein binding. Gene Ontology annotation, cellular component: plasma membrane. The record is from RefSeq and is a predicted model, not a curated record. The transcript has a single exon. Bases 1 to 1047 code for a protein of 348 amino acids. Lineage: Eukaryota; Metazoa; Arthropoda; Insecta; Coleoptera; Lampyridae.